Molecule: messenger RNA, 756 nt
Organism: Knipowitschia caucasica
Lineage: Eukaryota; Metazoa; Chordata; Actinopteri; Gobiiformes; Gobiidae
Source: the annotation of a GenBank genome assembly
AUGGGAGAUCGUGCCACAAAGACCGCUCUGUGGCUCACUCACAGCACUCCUCAGUUCCCAAAGAGAAACCAGAACCAUUUCUGGCCUCUCAGCGGCGCAAAGAACGGCCAGACCUUCCUGUGUGUGUCGCUGCCGUUCGCUGAGCUCGGGAAAGUGGGGCAACACCUGCGGUACAUCCGAGCCUAUUCCUUUGACUUCGACCUUCCCACCGACUUCCCAAAUGAACUCCAGAAUGCAGCCAGCUGGUUAUUCCCCGCGGCGGGAAACACAGAGCUGGGAAAUUUCCAGGUGAUGUCCACCAGGGGCAGUGUGGAGCUGAAGAUGAUGGCCAAACCAACUGGUACAUCAGUCACAGUUGGAGACCUGUACGUGAAGUUGGCGGCGGGCUUGAACAGUGACGUGCGCGUUCACGUCUGGGGCUGUCAGCGAGACGAGAGCUUCUGUGAUAGGGGUCAGAAGCAGGUGCUGAGCGUGGAGAGACUCAACACGGGCAUCGGCAUAUGGCAGACCGGCAGAGACCACUCCAAAUGGGCCGUGACCACAGCCCCCGGCGUCACCUGGACCUGCUUUGGAGACGUGAACCGCAAGGACACGCAGUACGAGCGCUGGGGCGGCGCUCUCUGCAUCCAGAACGCUCAGCUCAACCACUUGUUCAAAGACAUCAGCGAUCAGACCCUGCAGUGCCGCAAGAGGCCCCACGCCUGCUCCGACGACGAACUGAGCUCUGGAUCUGACUCCGACUCCAGCUUUCGCUGA